Molecule: messenger RNA, 1828 nt
Organism: Micropterus salmoides (largemouth bass)
Lineage: Eukaryota; Metazoa; Chordata; Actinopteri; Centrarchiformes; Centrarchidae
Product: excitatory amino acid transporter 3-like
Exons: 14
Coding region: 68-1795 (575 amino acids)
Biological process (GO): L-glutamate transmembrane transport
Cellular component (GO): plasma membrane
Molecular function (GO): L-glutamate transmembrane transporter activity; L-cysteine transmembrane transporter activity; glutamate:sodium symporter activity
Source: RefSeq, a predicted model, not a curated record
AAACAAGAGCAAAACAGGGACUGACUGAUGCUACUGAGCUCUCUUCAUAUAUUCUGCCAACUACACAAUGGAGAAUAACGUUGCUGAGGAGCAUCAUGUCACUUCCAGCACUGGAUGCCCUUACAACAUGAAGAAAUGCUGCGAUGGUUACAUUCAGCAUAAUACAUAUCUGGCUUCAAGUCUGAUAGCUGUUGGGCUGGGUGUUUCCCUGGGCUUGAUUCUCAAAAUUUUUGUCCCUUUGUCUGAAUUUGACGAACUCCACGUGGGCUUUCCGGGAGAAAUGCUCAUGCGGAUGCUUCAGCUGGUCUCAAUUCCUCUCAUCGCCACAAAUGUGAUAAGAAGUAUUUCUGCUCUAAACAUUGAAACUUGCAGAAGAAUCUCAUUACGUGCAGCAGCAUACUUUCUUAUAACCACUCUUCUGGCUGUGAGUACAGGGUUACUACUGGUAAUGUUGAUCAAUCCAGGAGUGGCUAAAGCUGUUGAAAAGGAUGAGACAGAUGAUGAGGAGUCCUUCGACACUCUCAGUUCCCUGCUGGAUCUAGUAAGGAACAUAGUCCCACAAAAUCUGAUUCAGGCUUGCUUCGAACAGUACAAGACCGAGAGGGUGGAGUUUGAAACUGACACAGAGGGGCACGAGGAAGAGCAUGAACUACAGUCUAGCCUGGAAACAUUCCAGAACUCGUCAGAAGUGCAAAUGGUGGGCCGCUAUGUUACAGGAGCCAACACAGUCGGAGUGAUUGUCUGGUGUUUCUUUUUUGGCAUAACCCUCAACAUAAUGGGAAAAGAAGGGAAAGUCCUUGUAGAGGUCCUCACUGUCUUCAACGAGGCCACAAAAUGUGUGGUCAACUUGAUACUAUGGUACUUGCCAUUUGGAGUGGUGUUCCUGAUUGCAAGCCAUAUUGUUGAGAUUGAAAACUGGGAAUCUGUCUACAGCCUCGGAAAGUUUGUGGUCGUGGUUGUUGCUGGGCUUACAAUCCAUGGAACAAUAACUCUGCCACUGCUUUAUUUCCUGUGUGUGAGACGCAACCCCUACGCUGUUAUUAAGGUUUCUACUCCUGCUUUAAUGACUGCACUGGCCAUCUCGUCCAGCUCUGCCACUAUGCCAUUAACGUUAAAAUGUUGUGAGCAACUCUACAUCGACAAAAGAAUCACUUCUUUCAUGCUGCCCAUUGGGACCAACUUGAACAAGGACGGAACUGCCCUUUACGAAGUGGUCGCAGCAAUUUUCAUUGCCCAGCUCAACCACAUCACUCUGGACUUCAGCCAAUUAAUUAUCAUUUUUAUGACUUCAGCUGUCGCCAGCAUAGGAGCAGCAGGGAUCCCAUCUACAGGAGCAGUGAACACUCUCUUAGUUUUGACAGCUAUUGGGUUACCUGCAAGGGAGGCCUCCAUUUUGGUGGCUGUAGAAUGGCUCCUAGACCACUUCAACACGCUUGUCAAUGUCCUUGGUAACUGCAUUGGCUUGGUAAUUGUUCACGAACUGUCAAAAAAAGACCUCGAUGUAAGGGAGGAACAGGGACAGGAAAUGACAAGGAUGCAUGGCAGUGAUAGCCAGGUCUCUGAUGAUGACACCCUGCCUGAAAACCUAAUCCCACCCAAAGAAUGUGAUACAGAGGAGCCCACUCAGCGCGUGGAUCAGUCCAGUGAGAUCCGGCACAUCACACCAGAACAGCUGUACAACCAAGAGAGUGAUGACAAGGAGCCCGCUCAGCGUGAGGACCAGUCCAGCGAUAUUUGGCACAUCACACCAGAAUAUCUGUCAGCCCAAGACAGCGAUGACUAUGAGAAUGUGUAAUGUCAUCUGACAAUAAACGGGGAUUCAAAUGUA